AUGCUGAAUUUCGUUUUUUCUGCUGGAUCUAGUCGAUCUGGUAAAGAUGGAGUGUGUAUUGGUGAGAAACGAGCUCGUACCCAUGAGAUGUGUGAUGUUGGAGGUAGCGGUGGUGAGCAUUCUUCUCUUCCUGUGCCUCCUUUGCUGAUGAGUUUUAAAGACAAGGUUUCUGGUCUCUCUGGCGUGGCUGAAGAUAAUCUGAUUAUUAGGGAUGGUGAUUGUGUGGUUAUGGAUGGGGAUAUCCAGUCCAUUAAAUUCUCUGAAUCAAUUAAGGAUUGUUUGUAUCGUCCUUGGAGAACUUCUGUAAUCAUCAAGCUUAUGGGUCGUCCGUUGACUUAUAAUUUUCUCCGUGCUCGGCUUCUUCAACGUUGGGCUCUGAAGGGUCCGAUGAGUUUGAUUGAUUUGGAAAACAAUUAUUUCAUUGUUAAGUUUUUGCUUGAGGAGGAUAUGCAGUAUGUGCUUACUAGUGGCCCUUGGCAAAUUGCUGGUCAGUAUCUUGUGACUCAACAAUGGAAGCCUGGGUUUAAUCCGAAGGAGGAGUGUGUUACACACAUGACGGCUUGGGUCAGAAUCAAUGGUCUCAAUGUAGAGUAUUUUCGACCGGAUGUUAUGGGGAAAAUUGGCAAUCUGAUUGGUCAUACUGUCAAGGUUGAUGCUCUCACCAUGAGCCAAGCGAGAGGUAAAUUUGCACGAAUUUGUGUUGAACUUGAUUUGUCAAAGCCUCUUGUUCCUUUCAUUGAAGUUGAAGGUCGGUCUUAUGAUGUUGUGUAUGAAGGGAUUAAGUUGGUUUGCUUUGAAUGUGGCUACUAUGGGCAUGGUAGGGAUAAUUGUCCUGUUAUUUUGAAAGCCAAGGCUCAGGCUGCUGAAACUGAAAAUGCUAAGGAUAUGGAGGUUAACACUCCUGCUAAGGAGGAUGAUCUGGAGGCUUUUAGUCCUAAAAAGGUUGGUGAGGGGAGUUCUACGAAGCUUCAUGGUCAGUGGAUGUUGUUGCAGCAGAAGAAUUUUAAGAAAAAGUUUCAGAAGGAACAAGGAUCUAUUAGUGUUAAUUCUACUAAGGCUUCAUCUCAAAUUGAGGGAGGUUUUAAGAAUGCCUAUUCUGGUACAAGGUUCGCUGUUUUGGACAAUGAUGUUACUCAAGAGGCUGCAGAUGAGCAGGUUGUGAAUCUUUUUAAGUAUGAGGCUAGUAAGCCUAUUAAGCAAGUGGCUACCCCCGCUAGUGGUUUUGCUAAGUCUACUGGGAGUAACAUAAAUGAGGUUGGGAAGAGAAAUGCUCUUGCUAAGGAUUCUAAGGUGUGGGUUUUCAAAAAACCUUUGAAAGACAUUACUAAUGCUAAGUUAGAGAAGAACAGUACUGUGGGUUUGAAGCCUGGUGUUGGGUCUAUCAGCACUGGGAAGGCCAGGGGUGGGCAUACUCGUAGUAAUUUGAAUGUUGGAGCGGUGGGUAUGCAAGUUCGAGGCUCUGAUGUGCAAGAUGAUGUUCAAGGCUUGUUCUCGUUUAAUUUGGAUGCUGCCUCUUUACCUGCAGAUUUUGGGGGUGCUAAAGUGGUGUUGCAUGAACCAAAGCCUCCUGAUAUUGGUCAGAUGGAGCUGAAUGAGGGUGAGUCUCAUUUAGGUAAGUCUAGUGGUUCCUGUGAGGAUGAGCAUGAUUCCGUUGGUAAUGCGAUUGAUUUGGCUGGUAUGUCGAUUGAUUUUGAUGCCUCUGAUGUUGAGGCUGAGUAG
Messenger RNA from Prunus armeniaca (apricot), 1719 nucleotides. NCBI's taxonomy places the organism in Eukaryota, Viridiplantae, Streptophyta, Magnoliopsida, Rosales, Rosaceae. The record is from the annotation of a GenBank genome assembly.